AUGUUUAUCACUUUCUUGCUUCGAACCAAAGCAAACCCUAAUGAAAGAGACGACCUAAGCGAGACUCCCCUUUUGUACAGUUUGUCCUACCUACGUUCUCCAUGUAGUUUUGACGCCCACCGUCGGCUUGAUGCUCUUUAUCCGGCAUAUGGCGAUUAUUCUGGGAUUCAAGUUGUGAAAACCUGGCGUCUUCUUUUGGAGGCUAAAGCAAGACCUAAUGUCCAAGACGAAAAGGACAGGUCCCUUUUGCAUGUUCUCCUAUCCCUUUUACAAACUGGCCGUUUAGGAUCAUCCGAGGGGCUUGAGAUAGUUUGCAAUGGCACUGCCAUCUUGAAAGAGUAUGGAAUGGAAAUCAAUUCCAGAGAUUCUGAAGGGAACACAGCUUUACAUAUAUUGGCAAGCCUGAUGCACGCACCAAUCAGUGAUAAAAUGAUUAAAAUUGGGUCCGAAAUCGUCUCCCAUGGUGGAGCCGUCAAUUCAAGAAACGACAAAGGAGAUACGCCUUUCCACAUAUUAGUGAAGGAAACUUUUGUGCAAGAAGACUUGGUUGAACCAGAUUUAUGGAGCAGAAUUCUAGCCCUUGGAAUGAAUCCCUGGAUCGCAAACUGUAAUGGGAAGUGCCCAUUUGAAGUCCUUUUAGAAAACGAAUCUUUUGGAAGUGUAUUCACUCUUCCGAAGGCAAUUUUCGAAGACAAUCAAAAUCGAGACAUGGCUGAGUCUGCCAGGCGUUAUAGAAAUCAGAGUGGAGACUACCUACUUCAUAUGUUAUGCAUUAUUAAUAAUGAAAGUGUCCUGGAAAUCUGUGACUAUUUGCUGGGCCAUGGAUGUGAGGUCAAUGCGCAAAACGAGUGCAGACAAACACCUCUGCAUUUGCUAUGCAACAAAAUAAGUGAGACGGACUCCUCGCUUUCCCAACAAAAAAUCAAUUUAAUUCGACUUCUUGAAAGAUACAAUGCUGACAUGACUCUCUCUGAUAUUUAUGGGAACACUUGCAAGGAUAUGCUCUCUAAAUAUCAAAGGUUAGAGAUUCCCAAAAGAAUGAAAUGGAUUUCUGAAUCCAUCGUCCAUAAGGCUGUACUGUCUGAGGUUGUGCUUGGUAAGAAUUCUCAAAAUGUUGAAAAUUACCACCAUUAUACGAAGUCAAUAGGAGAAGGUACAUUUUCCUGUGUGUUUCCUGCCAUCAAUAAAAUGGAUGGCCGAGAGGUAGCAUUAAAACGUCUGGAAAAAGCGAGAUUAGCAAAGAAGGGAGAUAUGCUUGAGAGAGAAGUCGAGUGCCUCUUAAAAUUGUCAAGUUGCCCGUAUGUUGUUAACUACAUCGCUUGCACAAGAGAUUCCAACUUUGAGUACAUAGUUGUAGAGCUGAUGGAGGGUUCGUUGGACAAAUAUCUCAGUUCCACUGAAGGAUGCAGUCAGGCCUCCACAAUCUGCUCACAGAUUGCUCUUGGUAUGAAGUUUUUACAUAAGAGCAAUGUUCUCCAUCGGGAUCUGAAACCUCAAAACACUCUGUAUCGAACCAACCCAGAAUUUAUUGUAAUUUAUUUAAUAAUCUAA
Messenger RNA from Pocillopora meandrina, 1551 nucleotides. The record is from the annotation of a GenBank genome assembly. NCBI's taxonomy places the organism in Eukaryota, Metazoa, Cnidaria, Anthozoa, Scleractinia, Pocilloporidae.